Molecule: messenger RNA, 1209 nt
Organism: Sardina pilchardus (European sardine)
Lineage: Eukaryota; Metazoa; Chordata; Actinopteri; Clupeiformes; Clupeidae
Product: H-2 class II histocompatibility antigen, E-S beta chain-like
Exons: 6
Coding region: 172-1086 (304 amino acids)
Biological process (GO): immune response; antigen processing and presentation
Cellular component (GO): membrane; MHC class II protein complex
Source: RefSeq, a predicted model, not a curated record
UUUUCUUCCUCUUGGAUGAAGCUUUUAGAGAUGUUGGAUUUAGGCUGUCUGUGUCAGAUGCUAACAUGAAACUCAAAGAUGUCUGCACAGAUCCUGUUUUUUGUGCUAAAAGUUGCUGAUUGUCCAAGGGAGUGAGAGGUUAGAGGAAGCAGGUAACUCCAGAGCGUGAGAAUGUCCACAGCACAACUCUUCAUCUCUGGGGUGAUCAUCCUCGCAACUCUGUCAGGAGCACAUGGAGAUGAUGGAUACUACAGCUCCUCAGUGGAUCAGUGUCGAUUCAGCUCCAGGGACCUGAGAGAUCUGGAGUACAUAAAGUCUUACUGGUUUAACAAGGAUCCGUACAUGGUGUUCAACAGCACAGUGGGGAAGUUUGUGGGGUACACUGCGUAUGGAGUAUAUAAUGCAGAGAGAUUUAACAGCAAUCCAGGAAUCUUGGCACAGAUGCGUGCUGAGAAGGACAGAUACUGCAAACCCAAUGCCCAAAUUACGAUUGAUAACAUACUGGCGAAGGCAGCUGAGCCAGAGAUGAUGCUGAAGCUGACGAGAGCAUCCAGUGGUGGUCAACCUGCUGUGCUGAUAUGCAGUGCCUACAGCUUCUACCCAACGCCCAUCAGAAUGACCUGGUACAGAGAUGGACAGGAAGUGACCGGUGAGGUGGUAUCCAGUGAGGAGCUGGCGGAUGGAGACUGGUACUACCAGAUGCACUCCCACCUGGAGUUCACCCCCAAAUCUGGAGAGAAGAUCUCCUGUGUGGUGGAGCACUCAAGCCUGAAGGAGCCCAAGGAGUUGGUCUGGGGUGAGAACUCUGAGCCCUCCAUGUCCAGGGCUGAGAGGUAUAUGGUUGCCAUGGGAGUAGCAGAAAUGGUGCUGGGCCUGAGCUUCGCUGCUGCCGGCUUCAUCUACUACAAGUCCAGAGGGCGGAUCUCGACAACCAAGACCAGCAUGGACAAAGGUUUUCAUCAGAUGAAUAUGGAUAGCAACUUCCUGCUUUGGCUAUUGAGUUCCUACAGAUCCUUCUCAGUGCACUGUGAUUCAAAGACCCCGGUGAAGAAAUCAAUCCUGAACACCGUGUGCAGUGACCACUAAGUUGAAUCCUGUAUCUGCAGUUAUCAUUCAUUUCAAUCCUGAAUACUGUGCAGUGAUCAUUUUGUAACUGUUGUGAAUUAAAUGUCCUCAGACAAAAAUAAACUGUCUUUUGUAGAGGAAGGA